AUGGAGCCCGCUGCGCAAGACCAGCCCAAGUUAGGCGCGGAGACCGCGCCGCCGACGUCGCCCAAACCCUCCGAAACCCCGCAGGCCGAGCCCGCGGAGCGCCACAUUCUGUGCGCGUUCGAUGGUUCCCUCGGGGCCAGGAGCGCGUUCGAGUUUGCGCGGGACAAGAUUGCGAGCAGGGAGCGCGGCGACGACCUGGUGCUGUUCCAGGCCUUUGAGUCGCUAUACCCCCCGGGCUUCUUCGACACCGUCAGCGAGGGCACACGGCGGACCCUCCAGGAGCAGGAGGGCCGCCGGCUGACCGAGGCCGUCAACGAGUUGCACAAACUGGCCGGCACGUCCGGGUCCGUUCCGUGCACCUUCGCGGUCGUUGCAGGCGACCCGCGCUCAGAGCUCCUCAAGCACCUGAACAGCCAUCCGGUGGACUUGGUGGUUAUGGGCAGCCGGGGCCUUAACCCGAUGUCGCGACUCUUCCUGGGCAGCGUCAGCAACCAUGUGGUGCACAACAGCCCGGUCCCGGUCGUCGUGGUACCCACCGCGUCAGACCCGGUGGGGGGACUGGCCGCCAGUUUGCGGCGCGGCCUCACUGUGGAGGAAUCGAGCGCCAAUCCGUGA
Messenger RNA from Klebsormidium nitens, 615 nucleotides. NCBI's taxonomy places the organism in Eukaryota, Viridiplantae, Streptophyta, Klebsormidiophyceae, Klebsormidiales, Klebsormidiaceae. The record is from the annotation of a GenBank genome assembly.